AUGUCCCGAGCAGCCUUAAGCCCAAGGAUGGUGGAGCUCAAGAACGGAGAGACCUACAGUGGAGUGCUCGCCUCCUGCGAUGGCUUCAUGAACCUGCACAUGCGCGAUAUCGUGUGCACUUCCCGCGACGGCGAGCGCUUUUGGAAGAUCCCGGAAUGCUAUGUUCGUGGUAACAGCAUCAAAUACUUACGCUUGCCCGACGAGGUCAUCGAUAUGGUGAAGGAUGAGCCGCAGUCCCGCAAGGAGAUCCGUCAGCAGUUCAAGGCUCGUGGUCGUGGUGGACGUGGCGGCAAAGGCGAGGGCCGCGGCCGCGGUCGUGGAGGGCAGGCUGCGGGCCCGGGACAGAAGCGCGAAGGGGGCGGCGGCGACAAGGCCGGAAAGAAGGCACGUGGAUGA
Symbiodinium necroappetens is the source of this 396-nucleotide messenger RNA. Lineage: Eukaryota; Dinophyceae; Suessiales; Symbiodiniaceae. The record is from the annotation of a GenBank genome assembly.